This is a messenger RNA of Centrocercus urophasianus (Greater sage-grouse), 2397 nucleotides long. It is a transcript of the gene GALC, whose product is annotated as galactosylceramidase. The transcript is spliced from 17 exons. Gene Ontology annotation, molecular function: galactosylceramidase activity. Gene Ontology annotation, cellular component: lysosome. The record is from RefSeq and is a predicted model, not a curated record. Gene Ontology annotation, biological process: galactosylceramide catabolic process. Lineage: Eukaryota; Metazoa; Chordata; Aves; Galliformes; Phasianidae. Bases 10 to 2037 code for a protein of 675 amino acids.
ACCGUCGGGAUGGAGGUUGUCGGGCGUUCUUUCUGUCCUGCGGCUCUGCUCUGUGCUUGGCUCCUGCUCGGCUCCGGCUGGGGCUUGGGGCCCCCCGGGGUCGUUGCUGCCUACGUGCUGGAUGAUGCCGGCGGGCUGGGCAGGGAGUUCGACGGGAUCGGGGCGAUCAGCGGCGGUGGGGCCACAUCUAGACUCCUUGUGAACUACCAAGAACCGUAUCGCUCCCAGAUCUUAGAUUAUCUGUUCAAGCCAAAUUUUGGUGCUUCUUUACACAUUCUCAAAGUAGAGAUUGGUGGUGAUGGACAAUCAACAGAUGGCACUGAACCCUCCCAUAUGCACUAUGAAAAUGAUGAGAACUACUUCCGAGGUUAUGAAUGGUGGCUGAUGAAAGAAGCUAAAAAGAGGAACCCCCAAAUUAAACUGAUCGGAUUGCCCUGGACAUUUCCAUCAUGGAUAGGGAAGGGUGAAAACUGGCCCUAUGAUUAUCCACAUGUCACUGUUUACUAUAUUAUUUCUUGGAUAUUAGGAGCUAAACAGUAUCAUGAUCUGGAUAUUGAUUAUAUUGGGAUAUGGAAUGAAAGGGCAUAUAACAGCAAAUAUAUCAAGCUGUUGAGGUACACACUGGAUAAGAAUGGUCUGCAGCAGGUGAGGAUCAUAGCCAGCGAUAGACUGUGGGAGCCCAUUUCCUUUGUCUUGCUGAUUGACUCUGAGCUCCACGAAGUGGUCGAUGUCAUUGGGGCUCACUAUCCUGGGACAAAAACAGUGCCAAAUGCCUUACUGACUCAGAAGAAACUGUGGGCUUCGGAAGAUUAUAGUACUUUCAACGAUGACGUAGGUGCAGGCUGUUGGGCUCGGAUCCUAAACCAAAACUAUGUGAAUGGAAACAUGACCUCAACUAUUGCAUGGAACUUAGUGGCAAGUUAUUAUGAAGAAUUGCCCUUUGGUCGAUGUGGUUUGAUGACAGCACAAGAACCAUGGAGUGGCCACUAUAAAGUAGAAGCACCUAUUUGGAUUACAGCGCACACAACGCAAUUUACACAACCAGGAUGGUCCUACUUGCAGGUGGAUGGACACUUAGAAGGAGGUGGAAGCUUUGUAGCUCUGACAGACGGCCUAGGAAACCUUACAAUAAUAAUUGAAACUAUGACACACAAUCACUCUAAAUGUAUCAGACCUCCACUGCCUCACUUCCGAGUUUCACCUCAGCGAGCAACUUUCUACCUCAGAGGGUCUUUUUAUUUCCUGAAAACGCUUCAGGUGUGGCACUCUAAGCUUGGUUUUGAAUCUGCAAACUCUAGUCUUUUUGAGCAACUUCAUCCUGUAAAGAUCUGGAGGGGAAGUUUUUCUUUAGACCUAGAUGUGGAUGAAGUCUAUACUUUAACUACACUUAAGACAGGACGGAAGUGUAGCUGCCCAGAGCCUCCACCACCUCAACCCUUUCCUUCAAAUUACAAAGAUGACUUUAAUAUUCGUAAUCCACCUUUCAGCGAAGCUCCAAACUUUGCAGAUCAGACGGGUGUGUUUGAGUACUUCGUAAAUGGCUCUGACCCAGGAGAUCAUGUUUUCACACUCCGACAGGUGGUGAUUCAGCGACCCAUCACUUGGGUUUCUGAUGCAGACCAGACAAUCAGCAUCAUAGGAAACUUUCAGUGGGUAAAUCUGACAGUCACUUGUGACAUCUACAUAGAAAAGCCACUUGAUGGGGGUGUGUUCAUUGCUGGAAGAGUAGACAAUGGUGGGAUAUAUGUUCGUCGUACCAAAGGAGUUUUCUUCUGGGUUUAUGCAGAUGGCACCUACAGAGUCACUGGUGACCUAGCUGGAGAAGAAAUAUUAAUGAAAGGGCUUUCUGGUGUCCGACAUAAUGCUUGGCACACGCUUACUCUCAACAUCCAGGGCACUUCUGCCUCAGGACUGUUAAAUGGUUAUCCGCUCUGGGAGAACGUCACCAUUUCUCAACCAAGUAAUGGCUGGGCUGCUAUUGGGACUCGCUCGUUUGAGUUUGCACAGUUUGACAACUUCCAUGUUGAAGCUAGAUGAGGUAGCUUUUGCAUUUGGAGAACGUCAUCAUACUUUGAAGAAGAGUCAGCUCAAACUUUGGGGACAGCUUAACACUGACACUGAUCUGUUGGCAAAGAAUCUGAAUUCUCACCCUGUUAUUUUAUAAAGCUUUACAUUGCUCAUUACCAGUGUAAGUUUCAUCCCCUGGUUGCUAUGGAAUUUUUACUCUUAGAAUUCUGGGGGUAAAUUUUAGUUCAAGGUAACGAUGAAAACAAAAUCAUAGAUCCUUUUAUUCAAAAAUGAUCAGAUCUUAACUUCCUAUCUCAUUUUCAAGCCAAAUUUGAAAGUUAACAGAAGAUAAGGGCCUCUCAAGAUGCUUUUUUUUUUUUUUUUUUUUUU